This is a messenger RNA of Triplophysa dalaica, 2403 nucleotides long. It is a transcript of the gene kcnj21, whose product is annotated as potassium inwardly rectifying channel subfamily J member 21. The record is from RefSeq and is a predicted model, not a curated record. Gene Ontology annotation, molecular function: inward rectifier potassium channel activity. The coding region runs from base 241 to 1527 and encodes 428 amino acids. NCBI's taxonomy places the organism in Eukaryota, Metazoa, Chordata, Actinopteri, Cypriniformes, Nemacheilidae. Gene Ontology annotation, cellular component: plasma membrane. The transcript has 4 exons. Gene Ontology annotation, biological process: regulation of monoatomic ion transmembrane transport; potassium ion import across plasma membrane.
ACUUCCCAGUUCAUCUGACUUCGUGGGACAUGGUUUUACUCUAAAGACCGGCCAGUCAUAUUGUUUGUUUGUGCGCGUGGAGACAAUAACCAAAGCUUGGUGCGCGCUUCUCUUUAAAUGAGCCGGUAUUGGAAACCGACUGCGAACCGAGGCAAAGAACUCACUUAAACUACACUUCUUGAGAGCUCCAGCUGCUGUGUUGGAUCGGAGCGGGCAUCCUAGACUUCAGCAUUGCAGGCCAUGAGUAGUUUCAAGGGCCAGGAUGUGGAAAAACAGGGCAUCAAGCUGCCCAAAAAAUGGGCUGAUCCCAAUGACAAGAUCCCAACAGACCGUACGAUGGUUGUUGGUGGAGUGGUGGGGGGAGGAGACUCCUUCAAACCCGUAGGAGCGGCAUUAAAGAAAUGCCGCCAGCGCUACGUGGAAAAGGACGGCAAGUGCAACGUCCACCACGGAAACGUAAGGGAAACCUACCGCUACUUUACAGACAUCUUCACCACGCUCGUGGAUUUAAGGUGGCGUUUGAAUCUUUUGGUGUUCACACUGGUCUACACUACCACUUGGGUCUUCUUUGGUCUCAUUUGGUGGCUCAUCGCAUACGUCCGUGGAGACCUGGACCAUACCGACGACAGUGACUGGACGCCUUGCGUGAAUAACCUGAACGGUUUUGUCUCUGCAUUCCUUUUUUCCAUCGAGACUGAAACCACCAUUGGUUAUGGGUACCGUGUCAUUACGGAUAAAUGUCCAGAAGGAAUCAUCCUGUUGUUGGUGCAGGCCAUCUUGGGCUCCAUUGUCAAUGCAUUCAUGGUGGGCUGUAUGUUCGUGAAAAUCUCACAGCCAAACAAACGUGCCGAAACGCUGAUGUUCUCCAACAGAGCUGUGAUAUCCGUGCGGGAUAGCAAGUUGUGUUUGAUGUUCCGAGUCGGUGACUUGCGUAACUCGCACAUAGUGGAGGCGUCCAUUAGGGCCAAGCUGAUCCGCUCCAAGCAGACCAAGGAGGGAGAGUUCAUCCCUCUGAACCAAACAGACAUCAACGUGGGGUUUGACACGGGGGACGAUCGGCUGUUCCUGGUGUCACCGCUGAUCAUUUGUCAUGAAUUCAACAAGAACAGCCCUUUCUGGGAGAUCUCUCAGGAUCAACUAGCACGAGAGGAGUUUGAGAUAGUGGUCAUCCUGGAGGGAAUGGUGGAGGCUACAGGAAUGACAUGUCAGGCCCGCAGCUCAUACCUGAACUCAGAAGUGCUUUGGGGAGAAAGAUUUACCCCUGUGCUUUCAUUGGAGGAGGGAUUCUAUGAAGUCGAUUAUGACACGUUCCACCACACCUACCCCGCACCGACCCCUUCCUGCUCAGCACGGGAGCUAGCGGAACUGGCAAAGAAAGGGGAAGCUAUCCCACUCCCCCCUAUUUCCCCCCCAGCAACUUUGGUAGAACCCCAACGGCCAAAGGAAAUGCCGGGCGUGGAGAACACAGAAGCAGAGGAGACUGUUAGCAACGGUGAUGUGAACCAAGUUGAAUGUGGGCAGGAAUGAGUCUUGGCUGCCCCUGUGUGGAUGGAUUUGAAAUAUAUACAUUAUUGCACAUCGCUGAAAUAUGCAUCAUUGACCUAAGGAAAAAAACUUACUGUGCUUGCUUCAAUCACAUCAACUUCACAUGAAUUGCUAAACUUCUAUAGGCUUUUAAGUCUUAUUUGCAAUUGACGCUAUGCUGAUACUAUUAAUAAAAUCUGUUUUGGAUGAUAGUACGGAAUCAGAUUUUAGGUGUAAAAAUACCUCCUUUGGCUUGAGCCUAAAUGCAAUAUAUAUUUAAUUAAGGAAUAUACAUUUACAGCUUUAUACUGUGUUUGCUUAACACACACACACACUACAGAAUUUGCAUCAUUGCUUCUAUGGUUUAUCAUCGUUAUACAUUAUUUGUAUUUAUUUAUUUAUAGAUUAUGAGAUUUAUUGUAUGAAAUGGUGCUCAUAGCUACACAGCAGCGUUGUUUAGCAUUGUUGAAUGAAAGAACUUUCAUUCCCUAUGAAGGGCAUAUUGAAUAUACAGUUUGCUUAUUAAUGAACAUUAUCUGUGAUACACACAAGGGUUGGAGUCAAGACAGAAUCAGCUGGCUGUUGAAUGAAUUGCAAUAAGGAACACUGAGAUGUAGAAUUCUUGUGAAUUCUCUGUAUAUGGUGAAAACACUUGCCAACGGUGAUCUUAAGUACAAUAGAAAUAUGUUGUGGUCUGAGAUUGUAAGCGGAGACCCAAAACAGUGAUUAUAUCAUCUAGAUCUGAAGAACAAGGCUCCAACUCUGGUUCUGAUUUAUAGAGCAUCAGUUCUGUAAUGGCGAAAUAUCAUAUUUCAGUAUAAACUAACAGCGACGUCUUCUGUUUGCUACAUCAUAACACACAUUAACUGGGAAAUAAUG